AUGGUUGCAGUGGGCCAGAGCGCCUCCAUGUCUCUAGACUAUCGAAAACAUUUGUCUGGUCCUACUACCGUGUCAUCCGCCACCGAGUUCGUGUCCAGUCUGGCGCUGUUGAUGGCGCCUUGA
Molecule: messenger RNA, 123 nt
Organism: Plenodomus lingam JN3
Lineage: Eukaryota; Fungi; Ascomycota; Dothideomycetes; Pleosporales; Leptosphaeriaceae
Source: RefSeq, a predicted model, not a curated record